This is a messenger RNA of Prorocentrum cordatum, 409 nucleotides long. NCBI's taxonomy places the organism in Eukaryota, Dinophyceae, Prorocentrales, Prorocentraceae. The record is from the annotation of a GenBank genome assembly.
CCGCCGCAGGCCUCGGCGGCCCUCCGCGCGCUGCUGGGGCGCCUGCCCCCGGGGGAGCUGCGCGACGUGGACUGUGACGGCGUGCAGGGCUCCCUGGUGGACUGGCGCAGGCUGCGGGAGCAGGUGCGGGGCCUCAACCAGGAGUUCCGGCGCGCCCAGGCGCCGCCCCGGCGGAGCUGCGCGCAGGCGCGGGACGCCGACGUCGUGCUGGCGCGGCCUGCGGCCGCCGUGGCCGAGUGCGGCCUGGGCGCGCUGUCGGCGCUGCUGCUGCUGCUGGUGUGCGCGUCCGAGUGCGUCUCGGAGACCGCCACCAGCGCGGCCGCCGCCGCCUUCGGCUCCGCGUGGCGCACCGUCCUCGGCGGGGCGCAGCCACUGCCGGCCUACAUGCUGGGGACGUCCUCGUGGCCGG